Messenger RNA from Fusarium odoratissimum NRRL 54006, 1964 nucleotides. RefSeq lists its product as uncharacterized. Lineage: Eukaryota; Fungi; Ascomycota; Sordariomycetes; Hypocreales; Nectriaceae. The record is from RefSeq and is a predicted model, not a curated record. The transcript has a single exon. Bases 57 to 890 code for a protein of 277 amino acids.
ACCUUAAAUCAACACUCUCAUCCAACACAACCACAAACAACCCAUAACAAUUCAAAAUGCCCCUCCCAAUUCUCGACCACUUCGCCAUUCUGGUCUCAUACCAGACACUUCAAACCGUAACCCAAUCCCUAAAAGAUUCUCUCCUCGUAAUCGACGGAGGCGCCCACGCAGAUGGCCUAACAGUCAACAAACUAAUCCAUCUCGCCGACGGCACAUAUCUCGAGUUCAUCGCCUUUGUCGAAGGCGUAGACCCUGAGAAACGCCGUGCUCACCGCUGGGGAAACCUCGAAGAGGGCAAAAUCGCAGAUUGGGCUCAUACGCUACCCAGUGAAGCUGAUUACGCACAGUUGCAGAAGCGCGUGGCUGAUGCUGGGAAUGGUGUUACGUAUGGUGAUCUUACUUCGCUUCAAAGACAAAGGCCUGAUGGCGUUUUGAUGAAGUGUCUUGUUUCGGUGGCGCUGAAUGCGGAGGGGGGAAGGAUAUUUCCUGGGACGGUGCCGUUUUGGUGUGUUGAUGAGACGGAGAGGCAUUUGCGAUCGCCAUUCAAGGCGGAGAGUGGUGAUGGGCUGCAUGAGUAUACGAAACAUCCUUCACAUGCCAGAGGUGUAUCGAAAGUCACUGUCCUGCUUCCCGAGAAGCGCAUUGCGACGUACAAGCCUGUUUACGACGCUAUUCACAACCAGAACGCUACUGCUGGAUCAGACGGCUACUCAUGGCCUUACGACCUCCCCGCUGGACCUAACCCAGGAAGCAACGAGGUCGUCCUGUCAACUCUCGAAGGUGGAAAUGGCAAUGCAGAGAUCAAGUUGGCACUUCUUGGCACAAAGGAUAGCCCCAAGUCCAUCGAGCUUCUUCCAGGGUUAGUCGUCGACUUUGAACACACAGAUUAGACAAACAAAAACGUUCUAUUCGGGUAUCUAAAAAAACAACUCCCUAGUCCAGAUUCAAUCUCAAGUCAAAGUUCGCUUCUCCGUCUUCCAAAACCUCGACAGCUUCCCAAUAUUCCAUAGCUCUGGGACGAAUAUCCCUCUGGAGCAUGAGCUUGAACUUGAGCCCUGCAAAGUCCUCAGAGUACCAUCUCUUUUUUGAAUUCUGCACCAGACGCUCCGUUAUCUCAUCACAGACCCGCUGCAACGCGUCUCCCAAAGGAAUCUCCCGCACAAACUCAUCGUAGACAUUUGCGCUCUCUUCAAGGUUUACAGCCCAGUAAUGAAGAUUCGCCCCAGUACCGUACGUGAUGAGCGUCUCUCUGUCUGUGAGGUCCAGUGGGGGUGUGAAUACGGGGGCGAGAACCGCGACAACAGAGAUUAUCUCCACGGCUAGACAUUCGCCGCACCUGUGCGACAGAACUCCACCCUCUGCGAGUGUAGCCGGCAUUGCGUAGACGCCUUCCAUGGUGGUUGGCAUGAACUUACCUGAGUGAGGAUGCCCACAGUCGCUGUGAGGUGAGAAGACGACACGGCAAGAUGGGCAAGCGAUCUCUGGGGAUUCUCCGUCUUCCAUGUCCUUCAAGGCUUCAUCUAUCAUGGUGUGAAGACACUUGUUUCCAAACAUGUGACCGCAGGGUAAAAUGCGAGCUCGGUGGGACAUCAUUUUCUUUUCAGUGGUCAGGCCUUCAUCGGGACUGAAGGUGUGGUCAUGGGGAAAGAUGGACAUGUCAGUGAGACAGAUUCCGCACUCGAGAUGAAGAUGGUUGAAGAGCUUCGGGUCUUCGAUGAGGGAGUCUCUGAGACGAGGCCAGAAGGGUGUGGUCCACGCAAGUCUGUUAUAUUGGGGUUCGUGGUGGAUGAUGUUUUUGAUGGACAUCAUGUUGACAACGGUUGUGGAAGACAUGAUGAAUGGUAGUUCUUGUUAGUCAAGUACAAGAUGAUAAGUUCAGAAGAAGAAGUAAGUAGAUCUAAAGGAAGAGGUAUAUCUAUCAAAGGCUAUUGAGGAAAUCAUAUUUAUUUAAUCGUUUGAUCCAC